AUGCCGCUUACACAGUCGCCCUUUACCGCCAAGUUCAAUGACCGUGUCCAGGGGCUGUUAGAUAGAUGGCACGUUCCUGGUCUCGCGAUAGCUGUCAUCGAUGGCCCGUCCACUUUCUCCAAGGGAUAUGGAUUUUCGGUACUUCCCGAUACUCCAGUGACACCUGAAACAGUCUUCUUCACGGCAAGCACCACAAAGUCCUUCACUGCCGCGAGCGUCUCGCUGCUCAUUGAUGAGAAUCCGGGCCUUGACUGGACUUCGACCCUUUCAUCAGUGAUUAAAGAUGAAUUUGUUCUCUCGGAUAGCUCUAUUACAUCGCAAGUUACAUUUGAGGAUGCCCUAAGUAACAGAGCUGGCCUUUCAGACCACAAACUUAGUUUCGGCCCGAAAACGAACUCUGUCAAGGACGCUGUACGAUCUCUAAGACAUCUUCCUCUGGCUGCUGAUUUUCGUGCACGGUAUCUGUACAGCAGUUAUAUGUUCUCCGCUGUUUCUCAUGCAGUUGAGACCAUGACCGGCUCUGGUCUCGGAGAUUUGAUGAAGGAGAGGCUUUGGGGUCCCCUGGGCAUGAGGCACACAUACUGGACACCACAACAAGCGGCAGCAGACCCAGGGACAAUAUUAGCACAAGGCUACGCCUGGGACGCAUCCACCAAGACCUUCAUCGAACAACCAGUUCCCGACUUUCCAGCCGUAUCAGGAGCCGGCGCAAUGAUCAGCAACGUCGUCGACUACGCGAAAUGGCUCCGCGGCAUGAUGAACAUGUCAUCUCCAUUAAGUCAAGCCGCACAUCAGACACUAACAGAACCACGCAUCCAUUUCACUGAAUCUGGUAACAAUCCAUUUGCACCGCCUCAUGCCUAUGCUCUUGGCUGGACGAUUGACACAUAUCACGGCCAACGUGUUAUCUGGCACGGGGGUAGCUGGACUGGAUUUGGGUCUGUCAUGAUGUACCUGCCAGAUCUUCAGUGGGGGUUGGUAAUGAUGGGGAAUACAACUGGGACGACUAACUGUGUACAGAUCUCUCUGUUCAUGGACAUGUUGGAUGAACUUUUGGGUACCCCUUCUCCUGAGAGGGUGGAUUGGAGCUCUGAGCUUGAAUUACGGAUAGCGAAUAGGAGACGUGAUAAUCUCCGUGUUAGGGAACGUCUCUAUCCAUCUUUGCCCUCUCAGCCAUCUCGUCCCUCGGUUUCUCUCGACGCCCAUGCUGGACGGUAUUCUCAUCCUGCUUAUGGAAAUCUAGACCUGGAGCUGCGUGGGGUUAGUCUUUUUGCCGAUCGCCUGCUUCAAGAAAUUCCUAUGGUGAUUUGGAUGCUUCACGUCACGGGCGACUCAUGGCUGGCGAGGCUCGAGGUUCUGCGUCAAGAUCCCAGGGAUUAUGACUUUGUGAAAGCAACUUUUGAAUUUACUGUGGAUAGAGUGGCAAAGAGAGUUGGCCUGGAUCUGGAACCUGCACUGGGAGGCGAAAUGAUAUGGUUUAACAGGCUGAUACUGUAA
Penicillium atrosanguineum is the source of this 1497-nucleotide messenger RNA. RefSeq lists its product as uncharacterized. Bases 1 to 1497 code for a protein of 498 amino acids. Lineage: Eukaryota; Fungi; Ascomycota; Eurotiomycetes; Eurotiales; Aspergillaceae. The transcript is spliced from 2 exons. The record is from RefSeq and is a predicted model, not a curated record.